This is a messenger RNA of Nannizzia gypsea CBS 118893, 1512 nucleotides long. RefSeq lists its product as hypothetical. Bases 1 to 1512 code for a protein of 503 amino acids. The record is from RefSeq and is a predicted model, not a curated record. Gene Ontology annotation, cellular component: preribosome, small subunit precursor; nucleolus; cytoplasm. Gene Ontology annotation, molecular function: snoRNA binding. NCBI's taxonomy places the organism in Eukaryota, Fungi, Ascomycota, Eurotiomycetes, Onygenales, Arthrodermataceae. Gene Ontology annotation, biological process: rRNA processing. The transcript is spliced from 3 exons.
AUGCCAAAACCUACCACGAAGACAGCGGCCUCUGAGCGGCGACAUAUACCCCUAGCGGAUGAGAUAACGUCCGCUGGCCAUCUCCGAACAAAGUCAGGCAGCAAGCGGAAAUCAAGGUCCGAAGACGAGACGGAAGAUGACCAUUACCUCGAUUCAAAAUCCUCAAAGAAGAUCCUGCAGAUUGGAAGAGACUUGGCCGAUGAAGAUGCUGCAGAGGCUAGAGCUGCUGCAGAAGCUGCAGGUAUUGAUCUAAAGACAAAGGCUGCAUUUGAUUUCGAGUCCCGGCUGGCUGGUGAAGAGUCCACUUUUGAAGACGAGGAGGAUAUUGUCCAAUACGACGAUGAUGCGCAAUGGGAGGAUGAGGGAGAAGUCGAAGAAGUGGAGGUUGACCCUAAUGACUUGGAUAUGUUUCACAAAUUUCUCCCGCGAGAUGAGGAAGAUCCUAUAUUUCACCCGCGCGAGGACGGCAUGGAAGGCAACGGCGAAAGCACCAAUUUGGCCGACCUCAUACUGGAAAAGAUAGCUGCACAUGAAGCAGGCCAGUCUGCUGAACCCCUUGUUCUCGGAGGUGGUGCCCCAGAGGACGCGAUUGAGAUUCCAGCGAAGGCAUUAGAGGUCUACGAUAAAGUCGGUUAUCUCCUCUCUCGCUACAAAUCUGGCCCUCUCCCUAAACCAUUUAAAAUUCUACCUACUCUACCAUACUGGGACGCUCUACUCUCUGUUACAAAACCGGAGGCAUGGACACCAAAUGCAAUCUACGCCGGUACUAGAAUAUUCAUAUCCGCAAAGCCACACAUUGCUCAACAAUUCAUCUCCAUGGUUCUUCUAGAGCGGGUCCGAGAUGAUAUCAGAGAAACAAAGAAACUACACGUACACAUAUACAAUGCUCUAAAGAAGGCCUUGUAUAAACCUGCUUGCUUCUUCAAGGGACUUUUGUUCCCACUCAUAGCAAGCGGAACAUGCACAUUACGAGAAGCACAGAUAGUAUCCAGUGUGAUAACGCGAGUGUCUAUACCAGUCUUACACUCAGCUGCUGCACUCCUCCGAUUAUGCGAGAUAUCAGCUGAGCAAACCAUAUCCUCUUUCAAUGCAGAAGGCACAGGUGCGACAAACAUGUUCAUCCGUGUAUUUUUAGACAAGAAAUAUGCCCUGCCGUAUAAAGUCAUCGAUGCCUUAGUGUUCCAUUUCCUCCGAUUCCGUGCCACAAAACCGGACGACGAGAACGGUGACGCAAGCAUGAAUGGACCAGGGUCAUACUCGGCUGCUGCUGCAAGGGACUAUAAGCUUCCCGUUCUAUGGCAUCAAUCUCUUCUUGCGUUUGCCCAGCGUUAUCGAAACGAUAUCACAGAGGACCAGCGUGAAGCGCUCCUUGACCUUCUGCUGUCCAAUGGACAUAAAGAUAUCGGCCCAGAAGUACGGAGAGAGCUCCUGGCCGGAAGAGGCAGAGGAAUCGUUGUGCCCGAAGUCGUUGAAAACAACGGAGGCGACGAUACUAUGGAUAUGACAAUAUAA